Momordica charantia (bitter melon) is the source of this 1764-nucleotide messenger RNA. It is a transcript of the gene CARA, whose product is annotated as carbamoyl phosphate synthetase A. Gene Ontology annotation, molecular function: carbamoyl-phosphate synthase (glutamine-hydrolyzing) activity. The record is from RefSeq and is a predicted model, not a curated record. Lineage: Eukaryota; Viridiplantae; Streptophyta; Magnoliopsida; Cucurbitales; Cucurbitaceae. Gene Ontology annotation, biological process: 'de novo' pyrimidine nucleobase biosynthetic process; L-glutamine metabolic process; L-arginine biosynthetic process. Gene Ontology annotation, cellular component: carbamoyl-phosphate synthase complex; cytoplasm.
UCCCUCUCAUCCUUGACCCAUUACCUCUCUUGAAACCCUUAAACCCUUUCCCUUAUAUUUUCUCUCUCAAACUCAGCCGCCCUACCCCUCUCUCUCUCCCCCAUCUCUGCCGACGAGCGGCGGCUCAGACCUCGCGCCGGCAGCACACCCACGGCGGCGGCACCCCGACAGCCGGCGACGCCUCGACACGAGCUCCUCCAGCGAGCAGUAAGCUCCUCCAUUUCUGCUAGUGCCUCAACUGAACUGUAUCCACUUCGUCAAUGGCUAUCAAAGCUAUGGACAUGGCGUUCGGAGCCUCUCUCAGCUGUUUUCAUUUCAAAACCCCUAGAGGGCAUGUAAAAUCUAGGGAUUUCACUAUCACAUGCUCCGUCCCUCUCUCUACCCAUGGCUCCGCCACGAUUGAUUUGGGUGAGAGGCCAUGGAAGGUAUCGGAUGCUCGAUUGGUGCUUGAAGAUGGUUCAGUCUGGAAGGCCAAGUCUUUUGGCGCUUCCGGAACCCAAGUUGGUGAAGUAGUUUUCAAUACUUCUUUAACUGGGUAUCAAGAAAUUCUAACUGAUCCCAGCUAUGCUGGUCAAUUUGUUCUGAUGACAAACCCCCAUAUUGGCAAUACUGGUGUCAAUUUCGAUGAUGAAGAAGCUCGACAAUGCUUCCUUGCUGGCUUGGUGAUCAGAAGCCUAAGCAUCAGCACUUCAAACUGGAGGUGCAAACAGACACUUGGUGAUUAUUUAAUAGAGAGAAAUAUCAUGGGAAUUUAUGAUGUUGACACACGUGCUAUUACUCGCCGUUUGAGGGAAGAUGGAAGUCUUAUUGGUGUUUUAAGCACUGAAAAAUUGAAAACUGACGACGAGCUAUUAGAAAUGUCUCGAUCAUGGGACAUUGUUGGUGUUGACUUAAUUAGCGGUGUUUCGUGCAAAUCUCCUUAUGAGUGGGUGGAUAGAACAUAUUUGGAAUGGGAGUUUAAAUCUGGUGGGCACAGUUCAGAGACCUUCCAUGUUGUGGCAUAUGAUUUUGGAAUCAAGAGUAAUAUACUUAGGCGCUUGGCAUCUUAUGGAUGCAAAAUCACUGUUGUCCCUUCCACAUGGGCGGCAUCAGAGACGUUAAAGUUGAAUCCGGAUGGGGUUCUAUUCAGCAAUGGCCCUGGUGAUCCAUCUGCAGUUCCUUACGCUGUCGAAACAGUCAAGCAACUACUUGGAAAAGUACCUGUUUUUGGAAUUUGCAUGGGCCACCAAUUGCUUGGCCAGGCCUUGGGUGGGAAGACCUUCAAAAUGAAAUUUGGUCAUCAUGGAGGAAAUCAUCCCGUUCGCAAUUUCCGAAAUGACCGUGUAGAAAUUAGCGCUCAGAACCACAACUACGCUGUCGACCCGGCAUCCCUUCCAGAGGGUGUUGAAGUAACCCACAUCAAUCUUAAUGAUGGAAGCUGUGCUGGUCUUGCUUAUCCAAAGCUAAAGAUUAUGUCUCUUCAAUACCACCCUGAAGCAUCCCCUGGACCUCAUGAUUCUGACUCUGUUUUUGGAGAAUUCAUAGAGAUGAUGAAGCAAGAAAAGAGAGAUGGUUGAUGAGAUCGUCAGGCUUUGCUCUCAAAAUGGAGUUGCUGUAAAAAUAUAUAUUUACUUUUACUUCCCCUUUCAUCAACUCUCUGCCUCUCUAUGCCGGAUGGUUUGCCUCAAUCUAAUAAUAAUAUCUAUUUCAAUGGGGAGAUCACGUUAUUGAUCUUGUUUUUUUUUCCUCUUUCAGAUAAAAAUAGAAAUACUCUUGCGAUAGCUA